This is a messenger RNA of Rhododendron vialii, 1914 nucleotides long. RefSeq lists its product as uncharacterized. The transcript is spliced from 8 exons. The record is from RefSeq and is a predicted model, not a curated record. Gene Ontology annotation, molecular function: RNA-DNA hybrid ribonuclease activity; nucleic acid binding. Lineage: Eukaryota; Viridiplantae; Streptophyta; Magnoliopsida; Ericales; Ericaceae. Bases 1 to 1914 code for a protein of 637 amino acids.
AUGACCGCUCUGUCGUUUGCAAUCACACUCUAUGUUACCUGGAACGUGGAUCGUUCUGGUACGAGGAACGAGAAUGGAAACGCAAUACGCCACAUGCUUAAAUUGUGGUACGAUAGAGUCAACCGCAAAAGAAAAGAAAAGCAAAGCAAAGAAAAGGAGACCCCAUUACGUGGAAUGGUGAAUGGGGCUGGCACUACCCCAUUUGAGAGGGCAUUACAACAAUGCGGUUUUGGAACAAAGGUUUUAGAUAGACUUGAGCUUUCUCUACUCAUUGAUCAAUGCAACCAAUUUGAACAUCGUGGAGCUGGGUCGAAACUGAUUCGGAGAGGUAAAAUUCCUGCUAAUAUUGGGAAGUUUCAGGAGGUGCACUUUCUGGGGAAUGACUUCGGUGUCUCCACCCAUUUUGGAGACAUCUCUCUCACAAGACCAGUUACGGCUGUGGAGGUCCAUGAUGCUCUUAUAUAUGGGAAUGCAUCCAUCCAAAGCACCGGGAAUAGACGGGUGGCGCAGUUGAUUCGAGGGAACUCGAGCUUAUUCCAGAAGUUGUUCAAAGGGAAGUACUUUCCAAAUUCUUCCUUUUGGGAUGCGCCGUGCCCAGGGACAGUGUCGUGGGCUUGGCGUAAAAUUACGUCGGCAGAGCAGUACUUAAAGAGGGUGGCGUUGGCGCGUUGGAAAUGCCGCCACUGGACUGACCCGUGGCUGCCUCACACACUUUCCUUUACCGUGCUUAGAAGACCACAGGUAUCUAAUCGGGCGGAUUACCAGGUUGAACGAGUGACAGAUCUUAUUGACUGGGCUUCACAUUCCUGGAAAGAGGAUUUAGUGAAGGAAAUAUUUGGGGCUAUUGAUACGGAGGCUAUUCUAUCCAUUCCUAUUAGUUAUCACGGGGUACCGGACAAAGGCAUUUGGCACCACACGAGUGAUGGUAUUUUUACAGUUCGCUCUGCAUACCAUGCGGGUACGUCACUGAAUCUGGCUGGUCGGACAAAGGAGAAGGGUGAAUCUAGUUCGGGUAGUACACGCAAUUUGGGCUGGAAAAUUUCGGCUUCUAAUAAAGUUGAGUUUUUCAUCUGGCGUUGCUUGCAUAAUGCUAUUGCAACUAGUAAUAAUUUACAUCACAGGCAAAUGGAUGUUAAUCCCUACUGUCCAGUGUGCCAUAAGGAACGUGAAACAACUGAACAUUUGCUAUUUGGAUGUAAGGGAUCAAAGGAAGUUUGGUGCCUAGCUGGCCGCUUUUUCCAGCCCUCAUGUGACUGGAAAUCGAUGGAUUUUCCUUCGUGGUGGACAUCAUUAUCACAGGGACAACAAAUUGCAGUUCAAAUCUUGAUAUUUGAAAAGGCCCAUGCCGCUUGGGAGGAAUACCUUUCGGUUCUUGAAAGAAAAAGGGGUGAGCUUCACGUUGCCCAGCCCAAUCAAGCUCAAAAAUGGGAGCCUCCACCCACUGGUGUUACCAAACUUAAUGUGGAUGGUGCUAUGAAUAAAGACAGUGGCUUAUGUGAAAUGGGUAUGGUUGCUCGUAAAUCGGAAGGGAUAAUUGUUGGUGCUGCUUCUCAGUCUAUGUAUGGACAAUUUCCCCCGCGAGUUAUCGAAACCAUGGGAUUUAGAUUUGCAUUAACAGAGGCCUUGAAUCAUAACCUCACACGGAUUGAAGUAGAAGGGGAUGCCAAACAUGUGGUUCAAGCUAUCAAGGGUGAGAAGGCUUUUGCAGAUUGUGAUUCUAUUAUUUUGGAUUGUAUUAAGCUUGCUUCCCAAUUUACUAUAUGUGUUUUUUCACCUGUGAAGCAUGGUUAUAAUAGGGUCGCCGAUUCUACGGCGAAGCAUUUUCUACUUAGAGCUGAUACAGAAAGUUGGAGGGAGGAUGUUCCAUCUUGGCUUGUAAGGACUAUCGGGUCAUUGGCCCCCUUUGACUUUUAG